AUGGAGGGGGACAGCGCGGGGAAUGGCGACCACGCGGAGUCAAGCAGGGCAGAAGCGGAAGCCGUGCAGAGGGGUGCUGGGGAGCCGAUAGAGGCGGCAGGGGCAGGCGAGGGGGAACGGGGGAGUGGCGGCGUGAUGGAGGGCGAAGGGGGCGUGGGGGAACGCGAUCGCGCGGCCGCUACUGAGGCGCGGAAUGACGAGCGGGGAGCGCCCGGGCGGCGCAGCAAGGAAGGCACCAGCGGGCGGCGCAUAGGCGGGCGAGACGCGAGCGGGCGAGGAGGGGGCGAGAAAUUGGCGGGCGAGGGAUUGAAGGCUAGGGGCGAGGGGCGGCGCAGGAGCGAGGGCGCGGCGGAGCCGAACGGGGAGCCGAAGGAGAGGGGCGCGGGGCCGCGGAAAGGCGAGCACGCGGUUAGGGGGAGCGCAGGGAAUGCCACGUCGUCCCCCCGCUCGCACCGCAGCAGCGGGGCGGCGAGCGCAACUGCGCGGACCCCUGGCAGCAGCAUAAUUUCUCCGCGCAACGCUGCCUCUUCCGUCACUGCUGCCGCGCGGGCAGACGGCGCAGGGGCGGCAGCAGAGAGCGCAGGAGGGGGAACAGACAGCGCAGGGGCGAAAACAGAGAGCGCAGGGACGCCAGGAGAGAGCACAGGGGCGGCAGCAGAGGGCGCAGGGGCGGCAAGGGAGGUGGCAGCAGGGCCCGCAGCGUCGGCGGAGAGGAAUGACAACGGGGGAGGCGCAGAGGGUGGCGCGGACGGUGAAGGCGCUGGUGAGGGGGGGAGUGUGGCAGGGGGAGGCCGGGGACCGGCGCAGGGAAUAGGGGGUGCGGGGGGGAGCGAGCAGACGACGCAAAGGGAGGUGGCGGACGAGGCUGUGCGGAACCACGAUGGGGGCAGCAACGAGGGGGGAAGCAAGCGUGGGGGAGAACAGGGUGCGAGUGAGGGGGGAGAGGGAUUGCAGGGAGGGUCUAGGCCGGAGCAGGAGCAGGUGCGGGCCGCGCAACACAGCUCCGCCAUGGGCGACCAGGAGAUCGAGGAGGCGGCAAGGAGCAGGGCGGGAGAGAGGCAUGGGGGGGAGGAAGAGGGGAAAGUGGAGGGCGGGAGGGCAGUGAGGGGGCGCUUAGAGUCCCGCUUGGGUGCAGCGGGGGACAUCGCCUCGCCCCGACUGCUCGCGCCUCCCCUGCCCGCUGCUGCUUCUGCACCAGCCGUCCCCACAGCAGAGGGGGCAGCGCCCGCUGCUGCAGCGCCAGGCGCAUCCGCAGCGGAGGGCGGGGCGGAGCAAGCCGCAUGGGGGGCUCAGGGGAAAGAGCAAGCGGGUGGGCGCCCCGCGUGGCACGACGUCAUGGGGUGGGGCGCGCGCGUUGUGCGCAGCCUUGCCAAGGGCGGGCUGGGGGGGAAGCGCGCAGGCAGGGGCGGUGGGGGGAAGGGCAAGGGCGGGGCGGAGACAGAGGGGGAGGAGGAGGCGCGGGCGGAGGAGGAGGCGGCGUGGGACGCGUAUGUGCUGGCGGGGGACGCGAGUGCGGGGGGCGAUGGCGUGGUGGUGCUGCCCCUGGGCCCGGCGGGGAUGCCCCGCACACACACCGCCGGGGAGGUGUGGGCAGCGCCGCCAAGUGCAGGCGCUGCUGUGGCGGGGCUGGGGGGGGUGCAGCGCAGCGGGGCGGGCGUGGGGUGGGCGCAAGCGGCGUUCCCCCGCAGCCACUCGGACAGCGUUAGGGAGAGCCGCGCCGGCCGCCGUGCUGCCUCCCUGCUCGCCCCUGCUGGUGCUGGCGGUGACGUGUGGGCCGGCGCAGCAGCAGCGGAGAGGGUGGUGGUGCUGCGGACAAGUGGCGAGGGGGGGGCGGAUAGAGAGGUGCAGCAGAGUGGUGUGGGUAGAGCAAUGGUGAAGAGUGCCGAUGCAGAGGGGGAGAGGGGAGGGGGAGGCGCGGAGGGGGAGGCAGGGCGAGGGGCGAGGGCAGAGGAGAGGGGGGAAGAGGCGGGCAGCAAGAGGGCGGCGAGUGGCGUGGCGGAGCAGAGUGCAGCAGAGGCGAGCAAGGCGCGCGCAGAUGCAGCCCUGGCAGCAGCGGUGAUGGCGGCCAACGCGAGCACCAAGCCACAGUGGGCCACACAGCACCAGUGGCACACGCAGCCGCACGACCAGCAGCAAGGGCAGGGGGGAGGGGCGGGGACAGAGGCAGAGGCGAUGGAGGAGGAGAGGAAGCGGGCGGAGGAGGCAGAGAAGAAGCGUGCGUGGGACGAGGCGGUGCGGGCCGUGCGGCUGCGGGAGCAGCAGCGCCGCCAGCAGGCCGCUGCAGCCCUUGCUGCUGCUGAGGACGCAGCACGGGGCAGCAGGGGAGGGCAGGCGGUGGGCAGGGCGGCGGCGAGGCGCCUUGCGAGGCGGCGGCGAAAAGUGGUGGCUCGACUGGUGGCAGAGACGGCGCCUCGUGUGGAUCAACCGCGACCGCCAGCACCGCGCCCUGCUGCGGCGCGGGGGCAGGAGCAGCGCGCACAGCUGCAGCACAUGAUUCAGCAGCUGGAGAGCCAGCUGUUGCAGCUGGAGCGGCACGAAGGGCUGCUGAGAGAAGGCAACUCGCAGGUGGGCGGGCAAGUGAAAGGCUCACGGGCGUUGGGGCCGGUGGUGGAGGCGUACCGAGUGGAGCCGGGCGAGGGCUCCACCAUCCUCCACAUCUUCCACCAGGCAUCACGGCGCAUGCGCAGCAUGGAGGCGGGUGACUUUGAGAUAGCGGAGUGCGAGCUCUUCACGGCGCGCGAUGAUGUGGACGACCUCAGGGCGCACCCCAACCUGCUGUCCGAGCACAUGCUCAUCUGCCUCCUUCGUCAGUCCUCACCCUUUAUCUCUAUACAUUUGUCAGCAGGGUUUCGGGAUUUGAUAAUGUGCCUCACAGCUUUGGGGCAACUUUUCAAGUUCCUAAGGAUUUUGAACUCCUCCCUUCAAAUGUAUACCGGAGCUUUAAAGCUCGCCUCACACAUCAUCCACCGCACCCCUCCCCCCAAAACAGAGAUUUACCGCCGCCAUGCCUUUGGCGCCGUCACAUCGCCCGACCGCUUUGCCUCCACGCCGCGCUCCGCCACCUUCGGCCCCUCCACGCAGCCCCACUCCUUCCCCUCCACGCAGCCCCUUUCCUUCCCCGACCCGCCUCUGCCGCGCCCUGCCCACCACCCCCCUGCGCGCCGCCGCACCUUCUUCCGCAGCCGCAGCGCUGCCAACCCCUCCUCGCACUCCUCGCGCUCCCCCCGCUCCUCCCCACGCCGCCACAAGCGCACAGCAGGCGGCGGCGCCGAGGGGUACGGCAGUGAUGAGGACGCGGCGGGGCGGCCGUACCCGCAGGCAUAUGGCGGCGUGGCGGUGGGCGGCGGGCCGUGGGAGGACGGCGUCAGCAGCACGGAUGGGGAGAGCCCGCGGGGGGGUGGGAGCAUGGAGGAGGCGACGUUGACGGAGGUGUCGGAGUGGGAGGAGGUGGGCGACGACGACACCGACGUGGACCUGCGCCACCUCCGCGCCUCCGAGCUCGACCUCCUCGGCCCGCCCUCUGCCUCGCCUCUGCGCCCGCGCCUGCGGCCGCGCACGCCCACCACGCUCUGGCUGCGCCACCGCCACCGCCACCACCGCUCGUCCGGGGGGGGGAGCGGGUGGGGGGCGGGCGCACAGCAGGGGAGAGGCGGCGAUGUGGCAUCGCCGUACAGCAGUGGGAGGAGGGGGGGCGGAGGGCACGGGGAGUUCCCAAAUCCCAGCACGCCCAGCAGUGGCAACGCUGCAGCAGGCGCGCUGCGGCUGGGGAGAACCACGUCCACCCGCGUGGUCACUGCUGUCGCCCGCGUGCUGCCCCCCCCCGCUCCCUCCGCCCCCGCUGCCACCCCCCCCGCUGCUGGCGCUGGGGGGGCUGGGGCAGGGGCGAAGGGGACGCCCACAGAGUGGAGUGCGCUGAGCAGCGCGCAGCUGGACCCGUAUGGGGUGUUCGGCGAGCACCUGUGCCCCGACGCGGGCAACUACAUUCAGAUGCUCGCCGUGCAGCACCCGCCCUCCGAGGCCACCAUGACCCACGCCGAUGCCACUCGCCUGCUGCACUUCCGCGCCAUGGCAGCACAGCUGGAGGAGGUGGAUCCAUCGCUGCUGUCACACAACGAGCGCCUGGCGUUCUGGAUCAACAUCUACAACGCGCUGUUGCUCUACAUCUACAUUGUCAUCCCCACGCCCACUGACUUUGCUGACCGCAUCGCUCUCUUCAGCAAGGUGGGCUUCCUGAUAGGAGGCCAGCUCUACAGUGUGCUGCUCAUCGAACACGCCGUGCUCAGAGCCGCCACCCACAAGCCCUACAUUAUCCGCGCCCUGCCCAGCACCACGUUCCGCCCGGACGAUGCGCGCUCGCUGUGUGUGUUGUCCCGCGCAGAGCCCCUUGUGUCCUUCGCCCUCUGCUCCGGCACGCGCUCCUCGCCCUCCAUGCGGGUGUACCGGGCGGAGAGUGUGCAGCAGCAGCUGCGGGGCGCCAUGGUGGAGUACCUAGGGGCGGCAGUGAGCGUCAACGAGGCCAAUAAAAUCAUCAUCCCCAAGCUGCUGCAGUGGUACCUGCCUGACUUUGCACCGGACGUGUGGAGUCUACUGGAGUGGCUGGCGAACGUGCUGCCCACCAACCAGGCCGUGGUGCUCAUGAACUGCCUCCCCACCGGCGCUGCCAACGUCUCCGCCUCUAAGUGCGUCGUCGUCGCACCCUUCGACUACCGCUUCCGCUACCUCAUCCCACCCGUCCUGCCCAACUAG
Messenger RNA from Closterium sp. Yama58-4, 4746 nucleotides. The record is from the annotation of a GenBank genome assembly. NCBI's taxonomy places the organism in Eukaryota, Viridiplantae, Streptophyta, Zygnematophyceae, Desmidiales, Closteriaceae.